AUGGCGAUGAAUGAUGCCCCCUUGUCGUAAUAUAAAGUGGUAAACGUUCUGCCGAAAUCACCCGGGUCUUUGACCUCUGGGUUCAGUGAACGCCAUUCAGACCUGUCCCGUACGAGUGCGCUUUCCAUUACUUCAGUGGCGAUGUAAUCUUUCAGUCUGUUUACGCCUCUCGUAACUUUUUCCAGUGAGAUGUAGGACAUAUAUUCUGCAAAACCUUCAUUCAACCAUAGCUCGUCCCACCACUUCAUCGUUACGAGAUUUCCAAACCACUGAUGGGAAAUUUCGUGUGCUACUGUUGUCGCUACCUUGUACUUGUUUAUAAGAGGACUGAACAAUUCGCUGUACAGGAGAGAAUGUGGUCGAAAAGUCAGUAGUCCCCAAUUUUCCAUCGCACCGAACGCGUUAAACGCAAUCAUAUCUGAAAUUCGAGAUACUGUACAGCAUCAGCAAUAUCAGUCAGAUGACUUUUUGGACAUGCCAAUCUUACCUAACUUUGGUAGUGGAUAUUUGAUACCAGUGUAG
Messenger RNA from Haemonchus placei, 522 nucleotides. Lineage: Eukaryota; Metazoa; Nematoda; Chromadorea; Rhabditida; Trichostrongylidae. The record is from the annotation of a GenBank genome assembly.